This is a messenger RNA of Melanotaenia boesemani (Boeseman's rainbowfish), 2120 nucleotides long. RefSeq names its product branched chain keto acid dehydrogenase E1 subunit alpha (gene bckdha). Gene Ontology annotation, biological process: branched-chain amino acid catabolic process. NCBI's taxonomy places the organism in Eukaryota, Metazoa, Chordata, Actinopteri, Atheriniformes, Melanotaeniidae. The record is from RefSeq and is a predicted model, not a curated record. Gene Ontology annotation, molecular function: oxidoreductase activity, acting on the aldehyde or oxo group of donors, disulfide as acceptor. Bases 281 to 1621 code for a protein of 446 amino acids. The transcript has 8 exons.
GAUUCUAACAUUAUUUUAGACAUUAAACGUGGGCAUAUUUAAUGUAGCGAACCAGUUUUAAUUUGAAAUCACCGGAUGUGGUUAUGACUGUGACUUGAUUGCUUUUAGUUGCCUGGAAUUUUGGCCUUGAAAGUGUGUGAGAUUGUGGAUGGCAGCAAGGGGAUUAAAUUGUAUUUAGUUGUUUCUAUUGCUCGACUUUAACAUAUAUACGGCGCAGUGCAUCCUUCAGGACACACGAGCGCGCAGAGCUGUUUGUAUUAAUCGACUGUGGAGAGUCCAGAUGGCGGCUGUGAGCAGCAUGAGCAGAAUUUAUGGACUCUGUUUCCAUGCUGUCCGUCAGACGGCAGGACUGAAGGCAUCAAGGCUCCUUCAACAUAGAGCCUUCAGAGUCAGUACCACACACCAGCAGCAGCCCUUUGACUCAUCACUGGAAAAGCCACAGUUCCCUGGAGCCUCAGCAGAGUUUGUGGAUCAACUUGAGUUCAUUCAGCCCAAUGUUAUUUCUGGGAUCCCAGUGUACCGAGUCAUGGACAGGCAGGGCAAUAUUAUCAACCCCUCUCAAGACCCUCAGCUUUCCAAGGAGACUGUUUUGAAUUUUUAUCAGAAGAUGACACUGCUGAACACAAUGGAUCGCAUUCUUUAUGAAUCUCAGAGACAAGGUCGUAUUUCCUUCUAUAUGACUAAUUAUGGUGAGGAGGGGACACAUAUUGGCAGCGCUGCUGCUCUUGAGCUAAGUGACAUGGUUUUUGGGCAGUACAGAGAAGCUGGAGUGCUGAUGUACCGUGGUUUUCCUCUUGAUUUCUUUAUGGCUCAGUGUUAUGCCAACGCUGACGACCUCGGGAAGGGACGGCAGAUGCCUGUCCACUAUGGCUCUAGAGACUUGAAUUUUGUCACCAUCUCUUCCCCUCUGGCCACACAGAUUCCUCAGGCGGCCGGAGCUGCAUACGCAUUCAAGAGAGAAAACAUGAAUCGUGCUGUAAUCUGUUACUUCGGAGAGGGGGCGGCAAGUGAAGGGGAUGCACACGCUGGUUUCAAUUUCUCAGCCACCCUUGAGUGCCCACUCAUCUUCUUCUGUCGUAACAAUGGCUAUGCUAUCUCCACCCCCACCAAUGAACAGUACAGGGGAGACGGCAUUGCUGCUCGUGGUCCGGGUUAUGGCAUGCUGUCCAUCCGUGUUGAUGGUAAUGAUGUGUUUGCUGUGUACAACGCCACAAAGGAAGCGAGGCGCAGGGCCGUGGCUGAAAACCAGCCCUUCCUUAUUGAGGCAAUGACCUACAGAAUUGGUCACCACAGCACCAGCGACGACAGCUCAGCCUACCGUUCAGUGGAUGAAGUGAACUACUGGGACAAGCAGGAUCAUCCCAUCUCCAGGUUGAGGCAUUACAUGACGGCACGCAGCUGGUGGAGCGAAGAUGACGAGCGGAGCUGGCGGAAGCAAUCCCGUAAGACUGUGAUGGAGGCGUUUGAGAGGGCGGAGAGGCGCCUAAAACCCAACCCCGAACUGCUGUUCACUGACGUGUACAACGAGAUGACCCCCAACCUGAACAAGCAGAGGGAAUCCCUGUGGAGGCACGUGCAGCAGUACAAAGAGCACUACCCUCUCGACCUGUAUGAUAAAUAACUCCACUGCUCCACGAAUAAGUCGGACAAGUUGUGAUUUAGUGAACAAAAAUGGGUGUGGGCGAGGACUGAGAUUACCUGAGUUACCACUUAUAAUGUAUUCAUGAAAUGGAGUUUAAAUGUGUUGUUUCAUUCUGCACAAAACAUUUCAAUAAGCUUCAUUUCUCUGGGGUUCUUGUGCCUUAAGUUAAAAGCAGAUACCAUGUUCAUGCUUUUCUAAUUCCUCCAGGGGAUAUGAGCAACAAACUGAGCAGCAGAAACUGACGGUUCAACCUACUCUUUCUUCUUUUUCCUGUCCUGGUCCUCUUCUGUGGUUCUGGUGUUUUCUUUGUGUAUUGUUGAGGUGAUUAAUGUUACCUUUGCAAUUUUAAUGCUUCCUAGUAUACAGCACAAACUUAAACUUUAGAUGGUCUGGUUUGCUGAAAUGUUGUUACACUAUUCUGACUCCCAGAACUGUACUUCUGUACAGCUCACUUGUAUUGAAAUAAACAGUAGAUCAU